AUGAACGUUGAUGAAGAUGUACAUCUGGCCGGGAUUUCGAAGACCGAGACACCGGCUGAGGCACAACGGAACAGCGAUCCCAGGAUGGAAGGGCCUACUGUGAAACAGAACAGUCGAAAUGUUGGAGCACUCUCGCGGCUCUUGAUUGUGUUCUCUAUCCUCUCCUCGGCUUUCCUUGUCUCUCUCGACAACACGAUCGUGGCCGACGUGCAGCCCCUAGUGGUACGGGAUUUCUC
This is a messenger RNA of Anthostomella pinea, 236 nucleotides long. The record is from the annotation of a GenBank genome assembly. NCBI's taxonomy places the organism in Eukaryota, Fungi, Ascomycota, Sordariomycetes, Xylariales, Xylariaceae.